Messenger RNA from Phyllotreta striolata, 1572 nucleotides. Lineage: Eukaryota; Metazoa; Arthropoda; Insecta; Coleoptera; Chrysomelidae. The record is from the annotation of a GenBank genome assembly.
AUGACCAAGCUAAUCGUCCUAAUUCUCACUUUGAGCAUCAUAACUCAAGCGGUUUUCAGUGAAAGCCGAGUUAAGAGAGACUGUUGCUGCAACAACGACAGUUACGAGGACUGCGGCAGGUCCUGCUCAUCACCAUGCAACAGCAGGCGCAGCAGUUGCAGCCGCAAAUCAUGCCACAGUAGUAGACCCUCGAGCGAGGAAUCUAGAGAAUCCAGAGAUCAAGUCGUACCCGUGCUAGUUCCAUAUCCCCAACAGCUCCCGAAUUCGCAAACAGUGCAACAACCAAGCGGUGGUACCAUUGUUAACAAUACUAACAUAAGCAACGGUACUGUUGAGCUGCAUCUCACCAACACGGUGAACACUAUAAAUAAUAUAUCUGUGCCCAUUCAAGUCAAUUCGACAAACGAGAAUUCUAUAACAUUAAUGUUAUCUCCUGAAAGCGAAGAGUCUGUGGAACGGAAAGAAAUAGAAAUCGUCGAUGAUAAUUGCUGUAAUGUGACUAGGACUCAUUGCGAUGAUUAUAACAAUUGCACGAAGAUCACAAAAUGGGAAUGCUCCGACGUGUGUACAGGACGAUACGUUCCUAUGCCACAACCAGUUCCUAUGCCACAACCAAUGCCUGUGCCUUAUCCAAUUCCCAUGCCACAACCAAUUCCCAUGCCACAACCAGUUCCUAUGCCACAACCAGUUCCUAUGCCACAACCAAUGCCUGUGCCUUAUCCAAUUCCCAUGCCACAACCUAUUCCCGUGCCCCAGCCAAUUCCUAUUCAACGACCUUAUCCUAUACCUCGACCUUUACCCAUGCCACUACCUACUCCUAUGCCUGUUCCUAUACCUGAGCCGCAUCCUUAUAUACCGAUAUAUUAUCAACCAUCACCUUGCGCCAGCGCUGUGCCAACAACCUUCGAACAAUCCCCGUGUUCCAUGCAAAGGCAGACCGUUAAUCCGAGGCCUGUCGUGGUGCAAGCACCGACUGGCAUGAAACCAACGCCAUGCCAACAAAUGCAAAGUGUCGGACAAGUUUCGCCGUGUCAACGAAACCGAAUGGCACAAACUACUCGAUAUACAUGUCAAACCAACAGAGUAACGUUCCCUCAGGUCGCUUCAGGCAACACCUACUAUUGGAAGAAUUGCUCCACGACCGACGGACGGCAAUUUUAUCUUCCCGCUUAUCUCCCGCAAGGUCAAUCGAACCAGGCUCAAGUGCAAUACGCUCAACCCGACCAAGCUCAACUGCUUCAGUAUCCGGUAAACAAGCAACUGUAUUACAUGCCUCAACCGCAGGUGCAAGGAAACGACGCGGUACAAACUCUCCCGUCCGGUCAAAGAUACUAUUACCCGCAAGUUAACCAAUACGACGAGAAUGAAAUUGUACCGUCCUAUAACCAGCCUAAUUACUACAACCCGGAAUCGGACAAAACCGGGUCGAACGUUGGAUUCCUUUACUAUCCCGGUCAAGUCGAACAAACGACCUCUAGUAGUCAUUCUGACGGCAUUCGCUAUCGGAGAUCGGGGAGAUUAGGGAGAUCUUCAUCGCGUGAUGAUAAAGAAACGAGCUUAGCAGAAGCGUAG